Messenger RNA from Cryptomeria japonica (Japanese cedar), 1774 nucleotides. RefSeq lists its product as uncharacterized. NCBI's taxonomy places the organism in Eukaryota, Viridiplantae, Streptophyta, Pinopsida, Cupressales, Cupressaceae. The record is from RefSeq and is a predicted model, not a curated record. Bases 183 to 1538 code for a protein of 451 amino acids. Gene Ontology annotation, molecular function: hydrolase activity, acting on carbon-nitrogen (but not peptide) bonds, in linear amides. The transcript has 8 exons.
GUCCCUGCCAUCUUGAUCAGUCCCUUUCAUGGGUAUGAAAAUUGAGUACUGUUUAACUCAUUCAAUUCACUGAAAUGAUAUUUUUAGUUGGUCUGUGUUUGUACUUUUAUAGAUUUCCUGCAGCUCAUGUUAGCACAACCAGAGAAAACACCAAGGCACACUAAAAGCUUGGUUAGUUUAUCAUGGCUCCACACACACCGAUUCCUCUGAUAACUGUGGAUCUUAAGAAGAGGCCAUGGGAGCAGGAGAAGCCUUUACAUAAUAGAUGGCAUCCUGAGAUUCCUCAUGUCGCAGAAGCUACUGAAGGAGAGGUUUUCCGAGUUGAGACAGUUGAUUUUUCUGGGGGUAUGAUUCAGGACAAUAAUUCUGCAGAGGAUAUCAAGUUCGUUGAGGGAACCACAACACACUACCUCAGUGGUCCAGUUAGGAUUAAAGACACUAAAGGUGAUCCUGCAAAACCUGGGGAUCUUCUUGUUGUUGAAAUUUGUGACUUGGGAGCACUUUCAGGAGAUGAAUGGGGUUAUACUGCAAUAAUGGAUAGAGAAAAUGGUGGCGGAUUUUUGACUGACCAUUUUCCAAAUGCUACUAAAGCUAUCUGGUACUUUGAAGGAAUUUUUGCAUACUCUCCUCAUAUUCCAGGUGUCCGAUUUCCAGGUUUAAUUCAUCCUGGACUUAUUGGAACGGCGCCGUCCAAGGAACUCCUUGAUAUAUGGAAUGAAAGGGAGGCAUCCAUAUUUCAUAAUAGUUCAGAACUGAGUGGAGUGUGUAGUGUCUUGCAUCAACGACCAUUUGCCUAUUUGCCAACUAAAAAGGGUGCCCUACUUGGAACGUUGGAGAAAGGAACAAGUAAAUGGGAGAGGAUUGUAGCAGAAGCUGCAAGAACUCUCCCUGGCCGAGAAAAUGGUGGAAAUUGUGACAUAAAAAAUCUCAGCAAGGGCUGUAAAGUGUACUUUCCAGUUUUUGUGGAAGGUGCAAAUCUCAGUAUGGGUGACAUGCAUUUUUCUCAGGGUGACGGCGAGAUAGCAUUUUGUGGUGGCAUUGAAAUGAGUGGCUUUCUUGAGUUAAAAUGUGAAAUUAUAAGAGGUGGGAUGGCGAAGUAUCUCACUCCAAUGGGGCCAACAUUACUUCAUGUUAACCCAAUUUUUGAGAUUGGUCCUGUAGAACCAAGAUUCUCUGAAUGGUUGGUAUUUGAAGGUAUCAGUGUGGAUGAAAGUGGUCGUCAGCAUUACCUUGAUGCAAGCAUUGCAUUCAAAAGAGCCGCUCUGAAUGCUAUUGAUUAUCUUUUCAAGUUUGGAUAUUCCAAAGAACAGAGUUAUUUGCUCUUAUCUUGUUGUCCUUGUGAAGUCAGACUGUCGGGAAUUGUUGAUGUUCCAAAUGCUGUUGUGACACUCGCUCUUCCUACUGCAAUUUUUGAUCAGGAUAUAAGACCACGGAAGGAUGGUCCACCUACUGGACCACGUUUAAUAAAGAAAGUUGACAUGCCAACUUGUUCAUAUGAUGGAUCUCUUCCUAUUACAAAGAACCCUGCUCCAAUAUAAAUAAUUUAGUACUUAUUGGAUAUAUAGUUGUGAGCGGCUAACAAUCAGAUCUGCUGUAUAGGAAAGAAUGUAAUCCUAUAGGGUUACCAUGCAAAAUUUGCUAUUUGAUGUGAACAGUUUUUUCUUAGAAGUUUUACAUAUGAAAACGUAUGUUAAUAUUUUCUCAAUACUUGUGGAUAACUGCAUUAUAAGUUUGUAUAAUGGUGAAAAUUGCAUACCUGUGCCCUUUUCCCUUA